AUGUCGUCGGCGGCCGUGUCGUCCGCUUCCUCCAGCUUCUUCCUCGCGCUCGCCUCCGCCUCCCCCGGGGGCCGCAGGCGGACCUCUGCAGGCUCCCCGCCGUUCCACACCGGCGCCGGUCCGAAUUUCGCGUUCUGGCGGGCGCCGCCGCCGCACGCCCCCCGGCACGCGGCGCUGGUGCGCGCGGAGGCUGAGGCCGGGGGCAAGGACGCGCCGCCGGAGAGGAGUAGUGGCGACACCGCCAGCAGGUUGCCCCGCGCUCGGCGCAAGGCGGUCUCCAAACGGAGGGAUCCUCUUCAGCCGGUCGGCCGUUACGGCUCCGGGACGGGAAACACGGCCAGCAGGAGCGGCGCCGCGUCCAUCCAGAACGCCGCGUUGGCGGCCGUUGAGAUCAAGUCCAUCGUCGCCGCGCCGCCGACGAGCAUAGUCAAGUUCCCAGCCCCGGGCUAUAGGGUGAUCCUUCCCUCUGGGGACAUAGUGCCGGAGACUGUCCUCCCAGUCCCGAAGCCGCUUCUGCAUGAAUCGCCUGGGGCAAACUCCGUGCGGCCGGCUUCCAUUCCCAAUCUUGACGACACCGAUGGUAAUGUUGAACUUGCUGAAAAGAAACCUGCACAUGUUGACGGGGAUUCAAAUGGAGUUGCUGCACCUCCUCCAGCUGAGCCAGUAGUACAGGAAGUCACUUGGGAUUUCAAGAAAUACAUCGGUUUUGACGAGCCUGUGGAAGCGAAGGAUGAUUCCAGGGUUGCUGCAGAUGGUGCUGGUUCUUUUGAACACUACGAGAACAAUGAUUCUGGGCCUUUGGCCGGGGAGAAUGUCAUGAACGUGAUCAUGGUGGCUGCUGAAUGUUCUCCAUGGUGCAAAACAGGUGGCCUUGGAGAUGUUGUGGGAGCUUUACCCAAGGCUUUAGCAAGAAGAGGACAUCGUGUUAUGGUUGUGGUACCAAGGUAUGGGGACUAUGUGGAAGCCUUCGAUAUGGGAAUCCGGAAAUACUACAAAGCUGCAGGACAGGACUUAGAAGUGAACUAUUUCCAUGCAUUUAUCGAUGGAGUCGAUUUUGUGUUCAUUGAUGCACCUCUUUUCCGGCACCAUCAAGAUGACAUAUAUGGGGGAAGUAGACAGGAAAUUUUGAAGCGCAUGAUUUUGUUCUGCAAGGUUGCUGUUGAGGUUCCUUGGCACGUUCCAUGUGGCGGUGUGUGCUACGGAGAUGGAAAUUUGGUGUUCAUUGCCAAUGAUUGGCACACUGCACUCCUGCCUGUUUAUCUGAAGGCAUAUUACAGAGACCAUGGGUUAAUGCAGUACACUCGCUCCAUUCUUGUCAUACAUAACAUCGCUCACCAGGGUCGUGGUCCUGUAGCUGAAUUCCCGUACAUGGACUUGCCUGAACACUACCUCCAACAUUUCGAGCUGUACGAUCCCGUCGGUGGUGAGCAUGCCAACAUCUUUGCCGCGGGUCUGAAGAUGGCAGACCGGGUGAUCACGGUCAGCCGCGGCUACCUGUGGGAGCUGAAGACAGUGGAAGGCGGCUGGGGCCUCCACGACAUCAUCCGUUCCAACGACUGGAAGAUCAAUGGCAUCGUGAACGGCAUCGACCACCAGGAGUGGAACCCCAAGGUGGACGUGCACCUGCGGUCGGACGGCUACACCAACUACUCCCUCCAGACACUGGACGCUGGAAAGCGGCAGUGCAAGGCGGCGCUGCAGCGGGAGCUGGGCCUGGAAGUGCGCGACGACGUGCCGCUGCUCGGCUUCAUCGGGCGCCUGGACGGACAGAAGGGCGUGGACAUCAUCGGGGACGCGAUGCCGUGGAUCGCGGGGCAGGACGUGCAGCUGGUGAUGCUGGGCACCGGGCGCGCCGACCUGGAGCGGAUGCUGCAGCACUUCGAGCGGGAGCAUCCCAACAAGGUGCGCGGGUGGGUCGGGUUCUCGGUGCCCAUGGCGCACCGCAUCACCGCGGGCGCCGACGUGCUGGUGAUGCCCUCCCGGUUCGAGCCCUGCGGGCUGAACCAGCUCUACGCGAUGGCGUACGGCACCGUCCCCGUGGUUCACGCCGUGGGCGGGCUCAGGGACACCGUGGCGCCGUUCGACCCGUUCGGCGACGCCGGGCUGGGGUGGACUUUCGACCGUGCCGAGGCCAACAAGCUGAUCGAGGCGCUCAGGCACUGCCUCGACACGUACCGGAACUACGGGGAGAGCUGGAGGAGUAUCCAGGCGCGCGGCAUGGCGCAGAACCUCAGCUGGGACCACGCGGCUGAGCUCUACGAGGACGUCCUAGUGAAGGCCAAGUACCAGUGGUGA
Miscanthus lutarioriparius is the source of this 2295-nucleotide messenger RNA. The record is from the annotation of a GenBank genome assembly. Lineage: Eukaryota; Viridiplantae; Streptophyta; Magnoliopsida; Poales; Poaceae.